This is a messenger RNA of Chaetomium strumarium, 1891 nucleotides long. Its product is annotated as Alpha/Beta hydrolase protein. The record is from RefSeq and is a predicted model, not a curated record. NCBI's taxonomy places the organism in Eukaryota, Fungi, Ascomycota, Sordariomycetes, Sordariales, Chaetomiaceae. Gene Ontology annotation, biological process: proteolysis. The coding region runs from base 392 to 1819 and encodes 475 amino acids. The transcript has 2 exons. Gene Ontology annotation, molecular function: peptidase activity.
GGCAACGGUAGCCCCUCCGGCUUAUCGGCGUCCCCCGCAGCAGAUGGACCUUCCCCCUGCAAAACGGUGGUCAGAUUGAGAAAGAUCCAUAUGUUGAAUACACGUAUACGAAGUUCUGUGCAUGAGUGCUUCCUGCCACGUUUGGCUCGCUGCCUUGCUUGGUCGAGCGUUGGUCUAGCAGGUGGCCCAACCGCCGUUAUGCUGUGCACCGCUGGGGUCUUUCUAUCGUGGCAUGCCGUAGAGAUCCGAGUGUGUUGGCGUUCUCAAUCAUCCGAGUUGCUCCCAGGAUCGAUCGCUUCUAGAUUUCAGUGUUAUUGGUAACACUAGCACUAGCCAAGACACCCAUCACAAACCGUCCUUUUUCAAGAUAAAGCCAUAAACGGCUUCAUCCAUGGCUGCUGUGCAAGCUGCUCGGUUACUCAGCCGGAGGGCUCAUGUACUCCCUGGGAGACUGCAUGUUACCGAGCUGUUCUUCGAGGUGCCGAAGAACCACGCUAAACCGGAGGACGGCACCCUCAAGCUCUUCGGACGCUGUGUCAGGAAAUAUUCGCGGCCCAUUGUACCCCCUUCCAAAUCGGAGCUCGAAGUGCAGGAGAAACUGCCUUACCUGGUCUACCUCGAGGGCGGCCCGGGGUUUGGCAACCGCGAGGCCCAGAACGUCUCGCUCACACGUACUGCCCUCGAACGUGGCUACCAGGUCUUGUAUCUUGACUACCGCGGCACCGGCCUCAGCACUCCGGUCAACGCCGACUCCGUCCUCGCGCAGGGCGAGCCCCCUGAGCAGGCCGGGUAUCUCAAGCUCUUCCGUGCAGACAGCAUCGUGCGCGAUCUGGAAGCCGUUCGGCUCUGCCUGACCAAGGACUUCGACGAGGGAGCGAAAGCCUGGUCUAUCUUCGGCCAAUCGUUCGGCGGUUUCGUCGCCCUCACCUACCUUUCCAAGUACCCCCAAGGUCUCCGCGAAGCCUUCCUCACAGGCGGCCUUGCCCCCAUCCGGCGCACCGCCGAGGAGGUUUACACGGCCACCUAUAAGAAGGUUAUCGAGCGCAACCAAGCGUACUACAAGAAAUACCCCGAGGACAUCGCCAACCUUCGCCGCCUAGCGACGUACAUCCUCUCCCAGCCAGGGGGUCGGAUCCAGCUCCCUGCAGGCGGCUAUCUCACGGUCCAGCUGCUCCUGACCAUCGGCCUCGCGUUUGGCGGACAUGGCGGGCUGGACGACGUGCACAGCCUGGUCCUCCGGCUGGCCACAGAUCUGGACCAGUUCGGGUUCUUCACGCGCGCGUCGCUGGCCGCAUUCGAGGCCCAGAUCGCCUUCGACACGCACCCCAUAUACGCCAUCCUCCACGAGGCCAUCUACUGCCGCAAUGCCAAGGGCGCGGCGCCGUCCAACUGGGCGGCGUACCGCGUCGGCCGGGAUUUGCCCCAGUUCUCGUGGCUGGUGGACCCCCGGACCGCCUGUGCCUCUACCCCCGAAUCCCAACCGCUGUACUUCUCCGGGGAGAUGGUGUUCCCGUUCCACGUCACCGACAGCCCUGAGCUGAAGCGCAUCGCCGAGGCGGUCGAGAUCCUGGCGCAGACGACGGAGUGGGGCGACGAUCUGUACGACGAGGAGCAGCUGCGUCGGAACGAGGUGCCCGUGUACGCGGUCAGCUAUAUCGACGACAUGUACGUCGAUUUCGAGUUUGCGCGGGAGACGGCCGCGCUGGUCAGGGGGAUCAAGGUGCUCGAGACGAACGGCUGGUACCAUGACGCGGUGAGGUCGAAGGCGGAGGAUGUGCUUACGGAGUUGUUUAAGCUGAGGGACGAUGAGAUCGACUGAGGAUGUUGGAUUCUGACUUUAUGGGAAGCAUAUAGGACAGCGAGACUUUUGUCUACGAGCGAAUAACCGAUA